Molecule: messenger RNA, 2101 nt
Organism: Trichogramma pretiosum
Lineage: Eukaryota; Metazoa; Arthropoda; Insecta; Hymenoptera; Trichogrammatidae
Product: putative fatty acyl-CoA reductase CG5065
Exons: 7
Coding region: 344-1873 (509 amino acids)
Biological process (GO): long-chain fatty-acyl-CoA metabolic process
Cellular component (GO): peroxisome
Molecular function (GO): alcohol-forming very long-chain fatty acyl-CoA reductase (NADP+) activity
Source: RefSeq, a predicted model, not a curated record
UCGUCGUUGUCUUUGUCUGCGUUUUCCGGUUUGCAUCGUCGCUGCCGCGAGAGCCUAGCGGAGCAGCGGAGCAGUCGGUGAAAGAGCCUCGACCGAGGAAUUUUGAUACGAUCGCGCGCUGUGCUCUUCGUUAACAACACCAACGACGAAAAAAAAAAAUAAGAAGAAGAAGCGAGCAGCGGAAAAAUAGUUUGUACAGAGUGAUCGUUUUUCGGUAAUACAACUGUGCGAAGAGCCCCGAGAGCUCGUGCGGUGCGAGAGUGCGUUCAAUAUCACACGAGUUAAGCGCGAUUUUCCAAGCGCCGCCGCGGCUCGCAAUACCAUCGUCAGCAGCAGCAUCGAAAUGGAUCCGAGCAAUUCCAUACCGACGUUCUUCGCCGGGCGCAGCGUCUUCGUGACCGGCGCCACGGGCUUCAUGGGCAAGGUGCUGAUCGAGAAGCUGCUCUGGUCCUGCCCGGACGUGCGCGAGAUCUUCAUGCUGACGCGGCCGAAGAAGGGCGUCAGCAUCGACGACCGGCUGAGAAAGAUGCUGGCCUUGCCGCUGUUUGACAGGCUACGCGAGAAUCGGCCGGAGGCCUUCGAGAAGCUGAUCCCGGUGCAGGGCGACGUCGCAGCCGAGGGCCUCGGUCUGCCCCCCAUCGAGCGACAGUUCCUCAUCGAUCGCGUCUCGGUGAUAUUUCACGUGGCGGCGAGCGUCCGUUUCGACGAUCCGCUCAGGGAUGCCAUCUUCCUCAACGCCCGCUCGACUCGGGACGUGUGCAUAUUGGCCGCGAACAUGAAGAGGCUCGUGGCGCUGAUGCACGUCAGCUCGACCUACAGUCACACGGACAAGUACGUCGUCGAGGAGGAGCUCUAUCCCUGCGAGGUCGACUGGAAGAAGGCGAUCAAGAUGGCCGAGACCAUUGACGAUCAUACGCUGAGGAUCUUGACUCCCAAAUUCAUGGGCUCGUUUCCCAACACCUACACGUUCACCAAGCGUCUAGCCGAAGCCUGCGUGGCCGAGUACGCGGGCAUCCUGCCCAUCGUCGUGUUCCGACCCUCGAUCGUCAUCUCCUCGAUGGCCGAGCCCGUGCCCGGCUGGCUCGACAACUUCAACGGCCCGGUGGGCAUGAUGGUCGGCGGCGGCAAGGGCGUGCUGCGCGUCACCUACUUCGAGAAGCACAACUCGGCGGACUUCAUCCCCGUGGACAUCGCCAUCAAGGCCAUGAUCACGGCCACGUGGAAGCGCGGCAUACGCACCAUCACCAGCGAUCCGCGCAUCGACGUGUACAACUGCUCGUCGGCCGACAUCAAGAGCAUCAGCAUGGCCGAGAUCGCCCAGAUGGGCAUCUCGUUCACGGAGAAGAUACCGCUCGAGGACAUCAUCUGGAUACCGAGCAUCACCAUUGCCACGAACAAGUUCACGUUUUACUGUCUGAUGAUGGUGCUGCAUCUGCUGCCGGCGCUGCUGAUCGACGGCGUGCUCAAGCUCGCCGGCAAAAAGUCCAUAUUGGUGAGGCUUCAGCGAAAGGUUUACGUUGCCAACAGCGCGCUCGAGUACUUCUUGACGAACGAAUGGAAGUUCAAGAAUCAGAAAUUGCUCGACCUCUUGCAGUGCACGCCGCCCUCGGAUCUCGACUCGUUCGGCUUCGAGUACGCCACGUUCGACAUACACAAGUACUUCCAGAAUUGCAUCAUCGGAGCGAAGAAAUACCUGCUGCACGAGGAUAUGAAUAGAUUGCAGGAGGCCAAAGUACACUACGAUCGAAUGUACUGGAUCGACGUGAUAUUCAAGGUUCUCGUAUCGAUACUGACCAUCUGGCUGCUCUAUCGUCUCGGCUUCAUUGGCAAAGCCGUUCGGCUCUAUCGCGCCCUCAUGACGGCCUUCGAUUGAGACGAAGUAAUGAAUGAAGAACACACGACCACUAGCAAACGUCAUCGGGCAAAGCACAUCAUCGAUGGAAGAAACCAUAAUUAGCCAAAAUCAAGAACAAUAUUGAAUUUCAUGUACAAAAAUACGAAACACAAAAGAAAAAAAGCAAAAAAAAACAACAGACACACAUAAUACACGUGUGUGCGUAAGUACGCGCGAUGUAAGUGCGUCGAUCUCUAAUCACUCGCA